GAGAGCAGGCAGUUCAACCGCGCGUUCGGCUGCUGUCGAGGAGGAGGCCAGAGCCCCGGGAGAGGAUGCGCCCCGCGGAGCCGCCUGGGCCUGCGGGAGCCUGCUGCACUUGAGAUGGAGUUACUGCCCCUCUGGCUCUGCCUGGGUUUUCACUUCUUGACAGUGGAAUGGAGGAAUCGAAGUGGAAUUGUCAUGGCCACUUCCCAAGGGGGCUGUGAGUUGCUGGAUGGAGUCGCUGACUGUCGAGGCCAGAACCUUGCUUCAGUGCCCGGCAAUCUCCCGCCAUCCUCCCAGACACUCCUCCUGGAUGCCAACCCGCUCAAGACCCUGUGGAACCACUCGCUGCAGCGCUACCCUCUCCUGGAGAGCCUCAGUCUGCACAGCUGCCGCCUGGAGCACAUCAGCCGCGGCGCCUUCCAGAAGCAGGCUCGCCUGUGCAGCCUGGCGCUGCCUGACAACUCCCUCUCCGAGAGCUACAAGGAGGCAGCAGCCGCUCUCCACGGCCUGCGGGGUCUGCGCAGGCUGGACUUGUCAGGGAACUCCCUGACGGAGGACAUGGUGGCCCUCAUGCUACAGAACCUCUCUUCGCUGGAGUCCGUGUCCCUGGCGCGGAACACCAUCAUGAGGCUGGAUGACUCUGUCUUUGAGGGCCUGGGCCGCCUCAGGGAGCUGGAUUUGCAGAGGAACUACAUCUUUGAGAUCGAGGGUGGUGCUUUCGACGGCUUGCCCGAGCUGAGACACCUCAACCUGGCCUAUAACAACCUCCCUUGCAUUGUGGACUUCGGCCUCACCCAGCUGCGGUCCCUCAACGUCAGCUACAACGUCCUGGAGUGGUUCCUGGCGUCGGGGGGAGAGGCCACCUUUGAGCUGGAGGCGCUGGACCUCUCUCACAACCAGCUGCUGUUCUUCCCCCUCCUGCCGCAGUGCAGCAAGUUGCACACCCUCCUGCUGCGGGACAACAACAUGGGCUUCUACAGGGACCUGUACAACACCUCGUCGCCGCAGGAGAUGGUGGCCCAGUUCCUCCUCAUGGACGGCAACGUGACCAACAUCAGCACCGUCAACCUCUGGGAAGAGUUCUCUUCCAGUGACCUCUCUGAUCUCCGCUUCCUGGAUAUGAGCCAGAACCAGUUCCAGUAUCUGCCAGACGGUUUCCUGAAGAAAAUGCCUUCCCUCUCCCACCUGAACCUCAACCGGAACUGCCUGAUGACGCUCCACAUCCGGGAGCACGAGCCGCCAGGAGCGCUCACCGAGCUGGACCUGAGCCAGAACCAGCUGUCGGAGCUGCACUUGGCUCCGGGGCUCCCUGGCUGCCUGAGGAGCCUCCGGUCCUUCAACCUGAGCUCCAACCGGCUCCUGGGUGUCCCCACUGGCCUUUUUGCCGAUGCCAGUAACCUCGCUACAAUCGACAUGAGCCACAAUCAGAUCUCGCUUUGUCCCCGGCCGGGGGACUUAGACCCCGGGGGCGCCCCCGGCUGUGUGAACUUCAGAAACGUGGCGUCUUUGCGGAGCCUGUCUCUGGAGGGCUGUGGGCUGGGGGCACUACAAGACUGCUCGUUCCAGGGCACGGCCCUCACCCACUUAGACCUGUCUGGCAACUGGGGGCUUCUGAAUGGGAGCACCGCCCCUCUCUGGGACAUUGCCCCCACGUUACAGGUCCUGUCUCUCAGGAACGUGGGCCUCAGUUCCAGCUUCAAGGAGUUGGACUUCUCUGGGUUUGGGAAUCUGAGGGACUUGGAUCUGUCGGGAAAUGCCUUGACCAGUUUCCCAAGGUUCAGGGGCAGCCUGGCCCUGCAGACCCUGGAUCUCCGCAGAAACUUGCUCACGGCCCUUCCUCAGAGGGCUGUGUCUGAGCAGCUCGUGGGAAGUCUGCGGACCAUCUACCUCAGCCAGAAUCCGUAUGACUGCUGUGGGGUGGAGGGCUGGGGGGCCCUGCAGCGCCUGCACACUGUCGCCGACUUGGCCAUGGUCACUUGCAACCUCUCCUCCAAGAUCAUUCGCCUGACGGAGCUGCCCGGAGGCGUUCCUCAGGUCUGUAAGUGGGAGCGGGUAGACAUGGGCCUGCUGUACCUCGUGCUCAUUCUCCCCAGCUGCCUCACCCUGCUGGUGGCCUGCACCGUCAUCUUCCUCACCUUCAGGAAGCCUCUGCUUCAGGUGGUCAAGAGCCGCUGCCACUGGUCCUCCAUAUACUGACCUGGCUACGUGCCCACAUUAGACACUUGGUCUGUACACGUAAGGACACUUUCUCUGCCAGGUUUCAAGAUCUGGUGCAGAGGACAAGUCUGAAGAACUGAGGUUUAAAUGAAAGUUUAAAAUGUUUCCAUCCCUUAGUUGUCCCAAGUUCUUCCUCUAUCAUUGUGAUGCAUCCUCUAUCAUCCUGGUAAAAUAUUUAUUAAGUGACAUUCUAUGAAAAUAAAAAAUGUGUCUUAUAAAUAUUUUUUAAAUCAAA
This is a messenger RNA of Balaenoptera musculus (blue whale), 2449 nucleotides long. It is a transcript of the gene NRROS, whose product is annotated as negative regulator of reactive oxygen species. Bases 115 to 2193 code for a protein of 692 amino acids. The record is from RefSeq and is a predicted model, not a curated record. The transcript has 3 exons. Gene Ontology annotation, molecular function: protein binding. NCBI's taxonomy places the organism in Eukaryota, Metazoa, Chordata, Mammalia, Artiodactyla, Balaenopteridae.